AUGGUGCUGCAAGGGCUUGGGGCUCUUGGCAGCGAGAGCCCGGCUUGUUCUCUGCGCCCUGGGGCCGUGGCGAGAUGUCCCGUCAGCGAGAGCCCGGGUCGUUCUCUGCGCCCUGGGGCCGUGGCGAGACGUCCCGUCAGCGAGAGCCCGGCUUGUUCUCUGCACCCUGGGGCCGUGGCGAGAUGUCCCGUCAGCGAGAGCCCGGGUCGUUCUCUGGGCCCUGGGGCCGUGGCGAGAUGUCCCGUCAGCGAGAGCCCGGAGCCCGGCUUGUUCUCUGCACCCUGGGGCCGUGGCGAGAUGUUCCGUCAGCGAGAGCCCGGGUCGUUCUCUGGGCCCUGGGGCCGUGGCGAGAUGUCCCGUCAGCGAGAGCCCGGGUCGUUCUCUGGGCCCUGGGGCCGUGGCGAGACGUCCCGUCAGCGAGAGCCCGGCUUGUUCUCUGGGCCCUGGGGCCGUGGCGAGACGUCCCGUCAGCGAGAGCCCGGGUCGUUCUCUGGGCCCUGGGGCCGUGGCGAGACGUCCCGUCAGCGAGAGCCCGGGUCGUUCUCUGGGCCCUGGGGCCGUGGCGAGACGUCCCAUCAGCGAGAGCCCGGCUUGUUCUCUGGGCCCUGUGGCCAGGGCGAGACGGCGAGACGUCCCAUCAGCGAGAGCCCAGCUUGUUCUCUGGGCCCUGGGGCCGUGGCGAGACGUCCCGUCAGCGAGAGCCCAGCUUGUUCUCUGGGCCCUUGGCCAGGGCGAGACGUCCCGUCAGCGAGAGCCCGGCUUGUUCUCUGGGCCCUGUGGCCAGGGUGAGACGUCCCAUCAGCGAGAGCCCAGCUUGUUCUCUGGGCCCUGGGGCCGUGGCGAGACGUCCCGUCAGCGAGAGCCCGGCUUGUUCUCUGGGCCCUGUGGCCAGGGCGAGACGUCCCGUCAGCGAGAGCCCGGCUUGUUCUCUGGGCCCUGUGGCCAGGGCGAGACGUCCCAUCAGCGAGAGCCCAGCUUGUUCUCUGGGCCCUGGGGCCGUGGCGAGACGUCCCGUCAGCGAGAGCCCAGCUUGUUCUCUGGGCCCUGGGGCCGUGGCGAGACGUCCCGUCAGCGAGAGCCCGGCUAAUUCUCUGGGCCCUGGGGCCAUGGCGAGACAUUCCGUCAGCGAGAGCCCAAGUCCGGCUUGUUCUCUGGCCCCUGGGGCCGUGGCGAGACGUUCCGUCAGCGAGAGCCCCGCUUGUUCUCUGGGCCCUGGGGCCAUGACGAGACGUUCCGUCAGCGAGAGCCCGGCUUGUUCUCUGCGCCCUGGGGCCGUGACGAGACGUUCCGUCAGCGAGAGCCCGGGUCUUCUCUGCGCCCUGGGGCCGUGGCGAGACGUCCCGUCAGCGAGAGCCCGGCUUGUUCUCUGCACCCUGGGGCCGUGGCAAGAUGUUCCGUCAGCGAGAGCCCGGGUCGUCUCUGGGCCCUGGGGCCGUGGCGAGACGUCCCGUCAGCGAGAGCCCGGCUUGUUCUCUGGGCCCUGGGGCCGUGACGAGACGUUCCGUCAGCGAGAGCCCGGGUCGUUCUCUGGGCCCUGUGGCCAGGGCGAGACGUCCCGUCAGCGAGAGCCCGGGUCGUUCUCUGGGCCCUGGGGCCGUGGCGAGACGUCCCGUCAGCGAGAGCCCGGGUCGUUCUCUGGGCCCUGGGGCCGUGGCGAGACGGUCCGUCAGCGAGAGCCCGGCCCGGCUUGUUCUCUGGGCCCUGUGGCCAGGGCGAGACGUCCCGUCAGCGAGAGCCCAGCUUGUUCUCUGGGCCCUGGGGCCGUGGCGAGACGUCCCGUCAGCGAGAGCCCAGCUUGUUCUCUGGGCCCUGGGGCCGUGGCGAGACGUCCCGUCAGCGAGACCCGGCUUGUUCUCUGGGCCCUGGGGCCAUGGCGAGACGUCCCAUCAGCGAGAGCCUGGCUUGUUCUCUGGGUGA
Molecule: messenger RNA, 1917 nt
Organism: Gopherus flavomarginatus (Mexican gopher tortoise)
Lineage: Eukaryota; Metazoa; Chordata; Testudines; Testudinidae
Gene: MARCOL
Product: MARCO like
Source: RefSeq, a predicted model, not a curated record